This is a messenger RNA of Dicrocoelium dendriticum, 606 nucleotides long. The record is from the annotation of a GenBank genome assembly. NCBI's taxonomy places the organism in Eukaryota, Metazoa, Platyhelminthes, Trematoda, Plagiorchiida, Dicrocoeliidae.
AUGGUGUGUCAGCUGUUGCAAAAGAAUCAGGUGUUAUGGCCAAGCGUCUUGAGAAUAAACUACGCGAUUUGCGAUUUGAAGCCGGGGACAUUUGUGAAUCUUGACUUACUUCCGACAGAGCUUGCACUCAACAUACUAUCUCAUCUGAAUGCAACGGACUUAUGUCUGGCUUCCUGCGUUUGGUACAAUCUAGGUUGUGAUGACGUUCUGUGGCAAGACCUCUGUCGAAGAAAUUGGCCCUUCUGUUCUUUCUACAAGAAGGGUUUACCUCCUGGAAGUACUUACCGCCAGCUCUAUCUAAGGCUCGACGAAGCUCGGCUCACCUUCCGAGCAGACGCAUUCAAUUAUGGACUGUUGGAUGAUAACUUCAAUGAUAUUGUUGAGUUUUUCCACACCGCACCCGGUUUGGACCCUGUUCAAAAGUGUCGUCUCUUUCAUUCCCGACCGCAACUUCUCUACGGAUUGUUAGAUAUGAAAGAUUUCACAGAAUAUCCCGUGCCUACUACUGACUCCGCUUCCUUUGAAUUUAUUACUCUUCUAGUGGGUAAAUUCGCAGAAAGGUUUGUUGCGUGCAAUUCUGGAUUGGGACUAUCCACGGCGAUCUAA